Botrytis cinerea B05.10 is the source of this 2156-nucleotide messenger RNA. RefSeq lists its product as hypothetical. The transcript has a single exon. Lineage: Eukaryota; Fungi; Ascomycota; Leotiomycetes; Helotiales; Sclerotiniaceae. Bases 290 to 1891 code for a protein of 533 amino acids. The record is from RefSeq and is a predicted model, not a curated record.
GAUGCCGAUCAAUUGAUCAUUUGGAGUAUUGAGUGACGGUAACGAUAUUUAUGUUGAAUGAACUUUGUUGUAUCUUGGUAUUUCGAUUGCUCGAUCGUAUGGUAUUAGUUGUCUGAAGAACAACCUCUGGAAGAACUGUAUACUUAUGUGUAUAGCUUGAUUUACUUGGCUAUAUUGGAUGUCAUAAACCAUAAGAUUAUACUAUCUCAUCACUUCAUUCAAAUAAUCCUUCGAUAACUCAAUAUCAUACUCUUAUUAGCCUUGUCUAAACACCGGAAUACAUCAUACCAUGACCUCGAGCGAUUCAAAGGAGAAAGGGAAGGCUCCUGAUAUGUCUCCUGCUUCUGCUUCCUCUACAGCUGCACCUCCAGCGCAGACAAUCUCAAACGACACACCCAGUCGACAAGACGAACAGCCGACUCCCUCUCUCUUCAACCGCAUCGGUGCUUCGGCAGCGGGAUUGGGUCGAGAUGUUUUCGCGGGGAGUGCUGGUGUUGGGGGAGAUCGAUUGAGGAGUGAUGCGCAGGGGUUACUUGCAUCGAUCGGGAAUGGGAAGGGGGGUGCGAGUAUGGAUGCGGGUGGCAAUUCAGGGUAUACGCAAAUGCACGCCGGAAAUUCUGGGUUCUUGGAUGGUUCUUCUUCGAUCUCUAGAGGAAAUGGAAAUGCUCUUGGAAUGAGGAGCUCGGGAAUUACGGGUACUAGCGAUGUCCAAGGAACUGGAGGAAGUGGAGAUUUGAAUGGGAAUGGUGUGGGAGGGGGCGAAAGAUCGAGAUGGAUACAGCAGAGCGAGAGUGAAUUUUCUGAGUUUUUGGAUGGCGUUCCUUCUCUUACUCCUGCGGGCGAUUCUGACUUUGAGGCUGGCCAUAUGGAAUCUUUUAACGGGUUACCCACGAACAAUUUGCAAGCCGUGCAGGGAGAUCAAUUUCAACAUGGCGUUCUUCCUGCGCCUACCGGUGUUUUUUCGAAUCCAGUGGGGAACCAAGCUUUCGAAGACUCAUGGAGUCAAGCUGCACGAGAAAUUGAUAAUCAGCAUAGUGCUCGCUCUGGGCCUCGCGCUGUAAAUACACAAGGACCGGUGGUCUAUCAUUUCGAGCCACUACCAGCCUGGAACCCAGAUAAUUUGACAGCAGCUGAAUUUCGUCAAAAAGCUAUGGAUACGAUCACCCGUGAAAAGGCCGAGUACAUGAAUACCUAUUACCAAGGCGCGUCCGUGCAAGAACAAGAAAGUAGAGAUGGAGACGAAGUUCGCAACUUGUUAUCUCGAAUUGGAGAAGCUUCUUUCGAUGAUGAGAUUACUGGGAUGAAUCAGGAAUUGAGCGAGACGGAAAUAGAGGGAGAUGAAAUGAAGGCUUAUGAGGGGGAGUGGUUGGGUAUGAGUUCUGUGGAACGGGAUAGGAUUAUACGGGUUACGAGGGAUUUGUUUCCGGAGGAAGUGAAGAAUGAAGUGGGGGUGAUACAUGGAGCUAUUGAUGCGGAGAAUCCGUUGAAUCUUCUUCCUUUGCAUGAGAGAGAAGCGGAGCAGAGGUGGAGAGGAGAGAGGGAAAGAGAAAGACAGAGAGAAGAAGAAGAUGACGAUGAUGAGUUUGAAGGCGAGAUAUUAAAUUUCCCAGGAACUGAAUGGAGAGUGAGGAAAGAAAAGAAAAAUGGAGAGAAGGAACAUGGAAAAGGAAAGGAAGUGUGGAAAAGUGAUUGGGAAGGUGUACUUAAAGGGUACACUGAUGAAGUUUGGGGGGGAUUAUUACCUCUAGUCAGAGAAGCGAGAGAGGAAUUGAAAGCCGAAGAGGAGAAGAGUGACGGAGGUAAAGGAGGAGGAAACGAGAAGGGAAAUCUAAAAGCACUGAGACGACUAGGUGCCGUGUUGGGACAUUUGAGAGGGUUGAAUAUUCAGUGAGUGGGAAAUAAGAUCUGAUAAUUAACUUCUGAAUGGUGAUGUAUUUAUCAUACAAAGUUCUGAGAAAUUCUAGAGAGAAUCCGAGGGUGGAUUAAUAGUAAUCAGCUCUUUCAUCAGAGUGGGAGAAUUCAUAUCGUUGAUUCAUCGAACCCCCUCCAAUUCGUCUAAUUUAAAAAGGGAGUGUGGAAUGGAAUAUAAAAUACAUACAUCCAUCCAUAUCCAUAUCCAUAUCCAUAUAGAUAUAAAUAUUACUGCAUACUAACCA